CGGAAGUUGGUUAUUCUACUAUAUUUGAUUGGCUCAAGAUAGAAUCGUUCCGAAAAGCCAAAGAAACGAAAGUUUCUAUCUAAAAGAUGACAUGGUUGGGUUGAGUUUCCUUCAGUCUAUGUCCGAUAUUACUGCAAUUGUCCCAAACAAAGAGGAUAAAGCAUAUGUUCACCCCAACGAGAAAUGCUCUGUUUCCAAGCUGAACGAGAAGAGCUUAGAGAUGUGCACUGAGAGCCUUGGGACCGAAACAGGAAGCGAGAGUGGCGACGAGUUGUCAUUGCUUGCGUUGGAAGCGACCACCACUCCUAGGGUUCCUACUCCUCAACCGAAACGUCAAGAACACGAAGACACUGACUUGCCAACCAAGAAAUCAACGAUGAGUCGCAAAAACAGCUUCCCGCCGCCGAUAAAGUUCGUUGAAGAUUCAAAGUAUAAUCGUAUGGUGAGAUGGUUGGGCGAAGAUGGUCGACUUGUAGUACAAGCAAUUAGGGUUCCGUCCCCUCCCCGUUGCUUCGUAGCAGAACGUGGUGAAGGAAGGCUUCGUCUCUGCUUAGCUUCAGAAAGUUCUCUACUUAGGCACAAUUACCACGAGGAAGAAGAUGAAGAAACAGAGGAGGGCGUGGAGGAGGAAAAUAGCGAGAACAUGGAGGGUAAAAAUGGAAACAAGAAGUAUAGCAGAUUAAGCAGCAGGUGCAAGGAGGAGAAUGGUCGUGAGCCUAAACCAAUGCUUACUUGGAAGCAGCAGCAUUUUUGGGUCGCCACUUGAUUACUUAAUUCGACUUCGAUAAUUAAAUAUGUGGGUUUUAUUUUAGGUUAUAUAUAACAUAUAGUAGUAUAAGUUAUUCUUGUCUUUUCUAUUUUUAGUAUGAUUUCUCGAGGGGACUGGGGAGUGUUUUCUAUUUCUGUCUAAUGUAAUGGGUUA
Messenger RNA from Capsella rubella, 922 nucleotides. Its product is annotated as protein FANTASTIC FOUR 2. The record is from RefSeq and is a predicted model, not a curated record. The transcript has 2 exons. Bases 92 to 766 code for a protein of 224 amino acids. Lineage: Eukaryota; Viridiplantae; Streptophyta; Magnoliopsida; Brassicales; Brassicaceae.